GCGUCGAGCUCCGUGAGGCGGCGCCGCCUCCGCCGCCGCCGCGCGAGGAGAACCGGGGCGGUCUGUUCCUCACUGGUGAUGGCGAUUAUCCAUUUUUAAAAGGGAAUCGGCAUCCGCGGAGCUUUCCAAGAAGGGCAGAGAGGGGCGAGGCCGGCCGGGAUCGAGCGGGCCUGGCGGCGACGGCCGAGGAACCGCGGAUGGCGGCGACCGUGGCCGGCGGCUGAUUCCGCCCUCCCGGUCGGUCGGUCUGCCUGAGGGGAGCGAUGUCGAACGCGGGCACCCGGAGGGCCGGCUCGAGCAUCAAAGUCCGCCUCACAGUGCUUUGUGCCAAGAAUCUUGCAAAGAAAGAUUUCUUCAGGCUUCCUGACCCCUUUGCAAAGAUUGUGGUGGAUGGGUCUGGUCAGUGCCACUCCACUGACACUGUGAAGAACACCUUAGAUCCCAAAUGGAACCAGCAUUAUGAUUUAUACGUUGGAAAGUCAGAUUCUAUCACCAUCAGUGUCUGGAACCAUAAGAAAAUUCACAAGAAACAGGGAGCUGGCUUCCUGGGAUGUGUCCGGCUUCUUUCUAACGCCAUCAGCAGGCUAAAAGAUACGGGAUACCAGCGUUUGGAUCUAUGCAAACUAAAUCCCACAGACACUGAUGCAGUACGAGGCCAGAUAGUCGUCAGCCUACAGACACGAGACAGGAUAGGCACUGGAGGGUCUGUAGUAGACUGCAGGGGGCUCCUGGAGAAUGAAGGAACGGUUUAUGAAGACUCAGGACCUGGGAGGCCCCUGAGCUGCUACAUGGAAGAGCCAGCCCCAUAUACGGACAGCACCGGAGCUGCUGGGGGAGGGAACUGCCGAUUUGUGGAAUCCCCUGGCCAGGAUCAGACGUUGCAGGUCCAGCGGUUGAGGGGUCCUGAUGUAAGAAGCCAUGUCCAGACCCCCCAGAAUAGGCCCCACGGCCACCAGUCACCAUCACCAGACCUGCCUGAAGGCUAUGAGCAAAGGACAACAGUACAGGGACAAGUUUACUUUUUGCAUACACAAACUGGGGUUAGCACCUGGCAUGAUCCCAGGAUACCAAGAGACCUUAACAGUGUGAAUUGUGAUGAACUUGGGCCUCUGCCUCCAGGCUGGGAGGUUAGAAGUACAGUAUCAGGAAGAAUAUAUUUUGUAGAUCAUAAUAACAGAACCACACAGUUCACAGACCCAAGACUGCAUCACAUAAUGAAUCACCAAUGCCAACUAAAAGAACCCAACCAGCCUUUGCAAGGACCAAACGAGGGGUCGCUGGAUGACGGCGAGGAGUUGCCUGCUCAGAGAUACGAGCGUGACUUGGUGCAGAAGCUGAAGGUCCUCCGACAUGAACUCUCCCUCCAGCAACCCCAAGCUGGUCACUGCCGCAUCGAAGUAUCGAGGGAAGAAAUAUUUGAGGAAUCUUACCGUCAGAUAAUGAAGAUGAGGCCAAAAGAUCUGAAGAAGAGACUGAUGGUGAAAUUUCGGGGAGAAGAAGGCUUAGAUUAUGGCGGAGUGGCAAGGGAAUGGCUGUACCUUCUGUGCCACGAAAUGCUGAAUCCAUAUUAUGGGCUUUUCCAGUACUCAACUGAUAAUAUUUACACGCUGCAAAUAAAUCCAGAUUCCUCCAUCAACCCGGAUCACCUGUCUUACUUCCACUUUGUUGGUCGAAUAAUGGGGCUGGCGGUGUUCCACGGGCACUACAUCAAUGGGGGUUUCACGGUUCCUUUCUACAAACAGCUGUUGGGCAAGCCCAUCCAGUUAUCUGACCUGGAAUCAGUUGACCCAGAGCUACAUAAAAGCCUAGUUUGGAUUUUAGAGAAUGACAUCACUCCGGUUCUGGACCAUACGUUCUGCGUGGAACACAAUGCUUUUGGCAGAAUUCUGCAACAUGAACUCAAACCGAAUGGGAGGAAUGUUUCUGUUACGGAGGAGAACAAGAAAGAAUAUGUCAGGUUGUAUGUGAACUGGCGGUUCAUGAGAGGAAUUGAAGCCCAAUUCCUGGCCCUUCAGAAAGGUUUUAAUGAACUCAUUCCUCAACACCUGCUGAAGCCUUUUGACCAGAAGGAACUUGAGCUCAUAAUUGGCGGCCUAGAUAAGAUCGAUCUGAAUGACUGGAAGUCCAACACGCGUCUGAAGCACUGCAUGGCUGACAGCAAUAUUGUCAAGUGGUUCUGGCAAGCCGUGGAGGCCUUUGACGAGGAAAGGAGAGCGCGGCUGCUCCAGUUUGUGACAGGCUCCACACGGGUCCCCCUUCAGGGUUUCAAGGCUUUGCAAGGUUCUACAGGCGCCGCAGGACCCAGGCUGUUCACUAUCCAUUUGAUAGACGCAAAUACAGACAACCUUCCAAAAGCUCAUACUUGCUUUAACCGAAUUGACAUUCCGCCUUACGAGUCCUACGAGAAGCUUUACGAGAAGCUACUGACAGCCGUGGAGGAGACUUGCGGCUUUGCGGUGGAGUGAACAGGCAACCAAAGGAAACAGAUACUAGCUCACGGACCACCAAAUCAAAAGCUGUAAGGAGAGGCUUGCUGUGAACUUCUUUUUGUCCAAAGUGUUGGGAUGCUUGACGACGAGGGGUGCUAAGGCUGUGACAGCAUCGGGGAAGGGCGGGAGACUUUUUUCUUUUUCUUUUUUCUUUUUUUGGAAGUUCCCAAACAUACUUCCUCCCUUUCGUCGUACCAUAAUCUUCCCCUUCCUUUCUUCAUUCCCCGGAAAAACGCAAAACAGGCAGCCAGGUUCAGCAUUUGGCUUUGGUUACCCGAGAUAUUCUGCUAGAUUUGUAACACAUAUUGUGAUAAGGUCAACGACCUGUGGUCUUUUUUAUAGGAGAAUCAAACUGUAGUUGAGUAUCUUGCCGUUGGUUUGCUGAGGACUUUGAUUGGUAGGUGUACGUGGAUGUUUGUCUUCGACGCAGCCCUGAACCCUUGUAGAGUCCAGAAGCAAUGGAGAUGGAGAUGAGACUGGCACUGUAAUUCCAAAUAGCACAUUUCAGGAGACCCGUUAAGGAAUGGCUAGCAGAGCACAGCUCUGUAAGCCUAGGCAAAUGAGGAUUAUUCCUUGACAGGAAGCUUUUUAUGUGAAUGAGGUGACUUGGCUCUUAAGAGGAAAAAAUUAAAGAGAAUCAAGCCAUCUUGAAUAAUACUCUUGUGUUUUUUUUUCAUUUGGGGGUAUGCUUUGCACAGAAGAUAGAUUGGUUCUGUGGAAUAUUUUUUUCUUUUUCUUUUUGUGGUCCCUGGCGUAGGUUAAGAGAAACAGGGCAUGGCUCAGAUUCUUAAGAGAAUCCACCUCCCCCCCCACCCCGCAAAUAAAAUUCUUCUCGCUCUGUUUUUUUUUAAAUGCUUUCAUUGUGAUGUGAAAUGGCAGAAAUUCUUUCCAGAGGAAAUAGCUAAUAGCAAAGAUAACGGAAUCUGGUUCCGUUUCUGAGCCAUCUGGAAUGUAGAGCGGCUCUUGUGAAAAAUUCUAACAGAGGCCUUAGCCUAUAGCAGUGUUUCUCAGCCUUGGCCACUUGAAGGUGUGUGGACUUCAACUCCCAGAAUUCCCCAGCCAGCAAGGCUGGCUGGGGAAUUCUGGGAGUUGAAGUCCACACACCUUCAAGUGGCCAAGGCUGAGAAACACUGGCCUACAGAGACUGAGUAACCCAAAUAGCUGUUUCCAGCUUCUCUCCUUUUUUCCCUGUCCCUGAUACAUCUCAGCCCAAUUUUCACGAUUGAUAUAAUGUGUUUUUCCUCCAUGCGACUUCCAGGGGGAGAAGAAUCAAAAGUGGUAAGAUCCCCCUGUCAAACACUUCUUUUUAAUUUGCACAGGCAAGAUGGCAGUCAUUGUAACAACAUAACAUUUCUUGGGGUCAAAAAAUUCCACUAAUCAUCAAGUGUAACUUUGACACUUUGUGAGAGUUUUCCUUCCCCCCUUUACAAAGAAGCAUAUUAACAGGUGUCGAACUUCAUACGUGGGUCAUAUUGGUGUGGGCUUGUUUUUGUUUGUUUUUGUCUGUCUACAAGGAUAUUUCUUAUCGUCACCUAUAAAACAAAUUGACAUUGAUAAUAGCUUUAAACUGUGAUAGGACAAACCAAAAUUAGAUACUUGUCCGAAUCCCAAAAUCGUUUCCUCCUGUUUAUUCAGUUGACUGUAAGUCUCGCAAUUUUGCUGAUGGAAAACGAACCAGUCCAUUUGAGAAAGGAAAUCUACCUUUGUGAUAUUUGCACCACGUGGCAAAAGAUUGGGUUUUGUGGUUGACUUAACUGACUUGCAGUGACCUUCGGGGAUCCGUUUGCACUUAAGAGACCAUUUAAAUGCAUUGUGGAUAAUUUGGGAUUAGAUCGAGAGAAUUUGAGGGUUUUUCAAAUCUUUAAGUACCUUAACAGACCUCUGGACAGUAGAAAUCAACCACCCCUGAUUUUCCAAGGGCUUUUGAAGAUAAUAUGCUUUCUGUGGGUCACGACUCAUCCUAUUGGUGGCAUUCAAGCAUGCAAAGAAUUGUAAAGAUGUGAAUUCCUCUUCCCACUAAAAUUGUUUCCACCGCCUGUUUCCCAGGUGUAAGGGGUGGGAAAUUCUCCUCAAACCAGACCGUUACACUGGCUGGCCACCUAAUAUUAGCAAAAAAUAUGACCAUGGCAUCUACAGGCCAAUCCUUCCAUCAUUCUUGUCUCAUAGUUCUGCAUCAGUCACGUCCAAAACCAAGGACAUGGGAACGAGUCAAGGAACUUGAAAUGCAAAAGGCAGGCUGUCGCAGUCCCCAAAUCGCAUGAAAGUUCGCCUGAGGAGGAGAGGAUAGUGUGGUGCGAAUGGGUUCUCCAUGAUGGUAGUGUGGAGAAUGGGAAAAAGUAUCCCUUAACAAUUUUACUCACUCCCCCAAUUUUCUCCUCCUAGCGGUGUCAUUGGUCAUUAACCAAGACCCAGCUGCUGUUCUGUCCCUUGAGGUUUUGAGGCAGGAUCGGCUGGGGCUGGGAGGGCAGGGCAAGGCAAACUAAGGAGCCACGUCCUGUUUCUGAGGAGAGGCCUGGAGGACCUUCGGCUUCUGCCCCAGCUGAGCACUCCACAUUGCCUCCCCCUGAGAGCAUCUAUAAAAGACGAACGGGGAGGUGGAAUUCUCUUAGCGUCAGGUCGGUUGAAGGAUCCCCUCUGCUGAAAGCUUUGUGACGGGUAAACUCUUAAGGCAAAGCAUACAUGUUACAGGAGACACGUUAAAGCCCUGGUGUUGCUCUUGAUGAACAGGUACCACCUGCAGCAGGUGGUAGGGCAGGCCAGCAGGAUCCCACCGUAAGUCUGGGUUACGUGCGAGCGGAGCGUGAAACUCCCGACCCUGCCCCAAAGUCUUCCCUGUGAGAAGCAUUUGCUGCUUUUCCAUGAGGAGAUAGGAAACUCUGGUUUAGUUGUGAUGCCAGCUCAGAGGGAAAAGAAGGGGGAAAGGGCUUGCGUUUCUAGUCCCCUCCUCCGCCAGGUUAUCCCAUCCGGAGCCUCUUGAAACAGCCUUCAGCACCUGUAGCCAGAGAUGAGCAGCGCCUGGUCCAGGGAUGCAAAAAUCUCUCUGUGUGCAUUUUUUGUUUACUUGCCCUGAAAUGCCUCAUCCUGCCUUGAUGCACUCAGGGACGCAGGAAAUCAGCACUUGUUUUGCAUUACAAAUUGGAAGGGCGUGAACAGCUCCAAGUUCAGAGUAGUACCUCUUGAACCAACGUCCUGCUUGUUGAUGCUUUAAAGGGAUUGCUUGCUCGGCGUUGGUUCUCAGGCCUCAGCAAUUGUUCAAAAUCCCCUCCCUCUCUCAACCAUGACCCAGUAUUCUGCACUGUAGAGCCCAGAAAGUUUUCCAGAAUUGCAGUACGUCUUUUUCUCGUUUUUUUGUUGUUGUUAUCAUCAUUCUUUAACCACUUUAUAAUGUGUUUUUUAACUUAUUCUUUUGUAAUGUCUUGGGUUUUUAAAUAUUGCUGCUACACUUGUUACUCUUCUCACCAUUUUUAUUGCAGAUUUUAUUUUGUAAAAAAAAAAAAAAGUUGUACACUAAUGGUUUUUUUUUUUGUCAUUUUAUGUCUAAAUCAAAGUAUUUAAAAGAAAUGCUAGUUCUAUUUAAUGUGUUAUGGAGCCGGCUGGAAUAAACAGUGAUUGUGUAGUAGGCUGGGCCCAGGAAGGUCAUGUCCAUUUUUGUUACAUAUGCAAUAAACUCUCACAACUUUA
Messenger RNA from Candoia aspera, 6170 nucleotides. It is a transcript of the gene SMURF1, whose product is annotated as SMAD specific E3 ubiquitin protein ligase 1. Gene Ontology annotation, cellular component: cytoplasm. Gene Ontology annotation, molecular function: ubiquitin protein ligase activity; protein binding. Bases 264 to 2465 code for a protein of 733 amino acids. Gene Ontology annotation, biological process: protein polyubiquitination; proteasome-mediated ubiquitin-dependent protein catabolic process; negative regulation of BMP signaling pathway. The record is from RefSeq and is a predicted model, not a curated record. NCBI's taxonomy places the organism in Eukaryota, Metazoa, Chordata, Lepidosauria, Squamata, Candoiidae. The transcript has 18 exons.